Temnothorax curvispinosus is the source of this 2839-nucleotide messenger RNA. It is a transcript of the gene Stt3A, whose product is annotated as dolichyl-diphosphooligosaccharide--protein glycosyltransferase subunit STT3A. The record is from RefSeq and is a predicted model, not a curated record. Gene Ontology annotation, molecular function: dolichyl-diphosphooligosaccharide-protein glycotransferase activity. Gene Ontology annotation, cellular component: membrane. Gene Ontology annotation, biological process: post-translational protein modification. The coding region runs from base 1 to 2118 and encodes 705 amino acids. The transcript is spliced from 11 exons. Lineage: Eukaryota; Metazoa; Arthropoda; Insecta; Hymenoptera; Formicidae.
AUGGUGACGUUAAUGAAGACGAGGGGUCUGCGCAUGACGGCGCAGAAGCAAGAGACACUUUUGAAACUAACUGUGCUUUCCUUAGCAGCAAUUUUAUCCUUUGCAACGCGUUUGUUCUCGGUACUAAGAUUUGAAAGUGUCAUUCAUGAAUUCGAUCCGUACUUCAAUUAUCGCACUACAAAGUAUUUAGCUGAAAAUGGGUUCUACAGCUUCCACAAUUGGUUCGACGAUCGCGUUUGGUAUCCGCUUGGCAGGAUAAUAGGAGGAACUAUAUAUCCUGGUUUGAUGAUAACUUCAGCAGCAUUGUAUCGUAUUUCAUGGUUACUGAAUAUCACGCUAGAUAUACGCAACAUUUGUGUCUUCCUUGCUCCAUUGUUUUCAAGUUUAACAACAAUUAUCACCUAUCUGCUUACCAAAGAAUUAAAGGAUUCCGCAUCAGGUUUAUUCGCAGCCGCAAUGAUCGCAAUUGUACCUGGUUAUAUAUCUCGGUCAGUUGCAGGUUCUUAUGAUAAUGAAGGCAUAGCGAUCUUUUGUAUGCUAUUCACAUACUACAUGUGGAUUAAAGCUGUGAAAACAGGAGCGAUAUGUUGGUCCACGUGCGCUGCAUUGGCCUACUUCUAUAUGGUGUCUUCGUGGGGCGGAUAUGUCUUUCUGAUUAAUUUGAUUCCGUUGCACGUGCUGACGUUGAUGGUGACUGGCAGAUUUUCCCACAGGAUAUACAUCGCGUACAGCAUUUUGUAUUGCUUAGGAACCAUUUUGUCUAUGCAGAUCUCAUUUGUCGGUUUUCAACCAGUUCAGAGUUCCGAGCACAUGCUUGCAUUGGGCGUUUUCGGCCUUUGUCAAAUACACGCAUUAGUCGAUUAUUUGCGGAGUAAAUUGUCCCAAAAAGAGUUUGAGAUAUUAUUCCGUGCUCUGCUUGCUGUAGUGGUUACAGCGUCGUGCCUAGUCGGUGGUAUUUUAACCAUCACAGGAAAAAUAUCACCAUGGACUGGACGCUUUUAUUCUCUGCUCGAUCCAUCUUAUGCAAAAAAUCAUAUUCCAAUAAUUGCUUCAGUUUCGGAACAUCAGCCAACAUCGUGGAGUUCCUUCUACUUUGAUCUGCAAAUACUUGUAUUUUUGUUCCCAUCAGGCUUAUACUUCUGUUUCUCUAAAUUAACAGACUCGAACAUUUUCUUAAUUUUGUAUGGGGUUACCAGUUUAUAUUUUGCAGGAGUGAUGGUACGUUUGAUGUUAGUACUUGCUCCAGUAAUGUGUAUUUUGGGUGGAAUUGGGGCAUCUUCUCUAUUAGUUACUUACAUGAAGCAAGUUGAAAGUGGAAAAGUUGUCGAUAAGAAAGCCAAGAAAUUUGAAAAUAAUUAUAUCUUGAGGAGUGAGAUUGCCUCAUUUUUCAUCGUAGUAAUGUCUAUACUCUUCCUGUCUUAUACCUUUCACUGCACGUGGGUUACAGCAGAAGCUUAUAGCUCGCCUAGUAUUGUAUUGUCUGCACGGUCACCUGACGGUGGACGGAUGAUUUUUGACGAUUUUAGAGAAGCAUAUUACUGGCUGCGUAUGAAUACACCUGAGAAUGCUAAAAUAAUGUCUUGGUGGGAUUAUGGGUAUCAGAUAACUGCGAUGGCAAAUCGUACUAUUUUAGUAGACAAUAACACAUGGAAUAAUACGCACAUAUCAAGAGUCGGCCAGGCAAUGGCUAGUUCUGAAGAAAAGGCUUACGAGAUUAUGAGAGAAUUAGAUGUCAACUAUGUCCUUGUGAUUUUUGGAGGACUUACUGGCUACUCAUCAGAUGAUAUAAAUAAGUUCCUAUGGAUGGUGCGCAUUGGUGGCAGUACAGAAAAAGGGAAAUCCAUAACCGAGUGGGAUUAUUAUAAUUCCGCGGGCGAAUUUCGAGUGGAUAAAGAAGGAUCUCCAAUUUUGCUCAAUUGUCUCAUGUACAAAAUGUGCUAUUACAGAUUUGGCCAAGUCUACACUGAAGGCGGUAAACCUUCAGGUUACGACAGAGUAAGGAACAUGGAGAUUGGAAACAAGGAUUUUGAAUUGAAUACAUUGGAGGAAGCAUAUACGACGGAACAUUGGCUUGUACGAAUUUAUAAAGUGAAAGAUCUACGAAACAGGGGGGUUUAAAGUAUUCUGAUACCGGCAUUUGCAUAGAUAAAAAUCUAUUGCCAUAACGUUAUAAAUCUUUUGAUAUUAAUGUUCACUUAUGUAUGAGUUUCGCGACAGUCACUGCGGAAAUUAAUACAAAUACAUGUAUUAUUUCUCCUUGCAUUGUAACUGAAAUUUUUAUAAACGAAAUGUCGUGAAGAUGAAGAAAAUAGCAUAAAUAUAAAUAUCGCUAUGCGCAAUUUAUUAGAAUUUUGAAAAAUAUACGUUUAGCAUAUAUUUCGGCGGCGUCCUUAAAAAUCAUACAUAAUAUUAUGGAUAACAUGACUAUUAGAAUACUACAUUUAUUCAUGAACAAAUUUAGCAUAUGCCUGCUUUAAAUAUAGAAGAGAGCGUUUCUCUAUAAUAAAUAUUUCGCAUUCAGUGCGCUAUAUAUUAUCGAAUGAUUAUAUCGUCUAAAGUAUCUUCGUUAUCUACGAAUGAAUUAUGUUCGAAAUGAAUAUGUUAAAAAGUUUAUAUUAUAUUUAUAAUAAUUUCUCAUGGAAACAGGUAUAGUCAGGAAUAUUUAAAUUAUAUUGAAGCGCUAAGUAAAUACAGUUAUGUUAUAUUUACCCAAUUAAUCAUACAUUACAGCCUAAAUAUAUCGAAAUAUAAAUGAAGCAAUGCAAUUAGAUUGCAUUGUUUAAGCCAAUUGAAAUGUAUAAACAUAAAAAAGGAAUACAAGUAGGAGGCAUGUGUUUUA